AUGUCCCGCUCCACCACUUCGCUGCUCCUGCUCGGUGCGGCGCUGGCCGCGCUGCUUGCAGCCGCAGCUGCUGCCGAUUGCGCCACCGGCAUCUCCCUCCCGGGAUGCCAGACCUGUGUGAAGCUGACGGAGGCUGAGCUUGCCGCAAGGAAGGACGCCUGGAACGCCAAGAAGGCUGCCUGGGAGGCCAAGAAGGCCGCGAGUGGCCAGCCUCUCGCCUCGCCGUCUGUCAAGAAGUGGGAGGGCAAGAAGACCGGUCCUCGGUGGGAGGCCAUGCAGUACAAGUGCACGGCCUGCGUUGAUACAAAGGCGUACCAGCUCCAGAAGGAUCGUUGCGUGUGCACGCCUGGGUAUGGCAUUGACUUUCCGGUGAAGCAGGCCGACGGCACUCGGUCCAAGCCCAGCCUCGAGUGCAAGCCCUGCGCCGACGGCACCGCCAGCGGCCCCGAUGCGCCCAAGCCCCCCAGGCGUGACUGGACGACGAAGAACGCCGCUCCCUCCGGCACCACCGGCACCGCCGGCCGUCACCUUCUUGGCAAGGGUGGCCACCACUCCAUCUGCGUCAAGUGCCCCAACGGCAGCAACGCCGACCACACCAAGUGCCUGUGA
Monoraphidium neglectum is the source of this 609-nucleotide messenger RNA. RefSeq lists its product as hypothetical. Bases 1 to 609 code for a protein of 202 amino acids. The transcript has 2 exons. NCBI's taxonomy places the organism in Eukaryota, Viridiplantae, Chlorophyta, Chlorophyceae, Sphaeropleales, Selenastraceae. The record is from RefSeq and is a predicted model, not a curated record.